Messenger RNA from Debaryomyces tyrocola, 87 nucleotides. NCBI's taxonomy places the organism in Eukaryota, Fungi, Ascomycota, Pichiomycetes, Serinales, Debaryomycetaceae. The record is from the annotation of a GenBank genome assembly.
AUGGAGAGAACGUAAUAGCUAAGAAGAGAUGUAAGCUGAACAAUAUAUCCCGAAAGACAAGUUGAAUGUAAUACUAACCUAAUUUAG